CAAAAGUCAAAAAUCUGAAGGGCAGUGACAAUGGCUGACCCACAGUGUCCGUCUGAACUGAAACAAGGGAAGGAAGUCAGUCCUAAUCAAGGUUCUCAAACCAAUCAGAGGAGAUUUCAAUUAGCAUCUCUCCAUCGCACCUGGUACACCUACAGAUGAACUGCUGCUGGCUGCAAACAUCAAACCACAGUCAGAUUCUCACUCUCUUUUGCCUGCGGUACAUCGCCAAAUCGUUAAAUGGAUUCAGUACCAAAGGUGGAUGAGCUGUAUCCUACCCCUCCACCAUUCUUCUUACCAGAUGGAAGUCAGUCAGGGCAAGAUGUGAGAAUCUACCAAAUUCACUCACCUUUCAGCCCUCCACCACCUCCUUCCUUCUCCUUUUCUCCUGGAGUUGGCUGCUCCACCCAAACCCACACAUCUCUAUCAGUGUCUGCGCUCCCCCUGUCUACUCCCAGGCCAAAGUUUGUGGCCUAUGAAAGGGAGCUGUAUCGCUCUCCGGCUCUGACAACAUGCCCUUCUUGUCAGACGCGGGUCACGACCCAGGUCACCUACAAAGUUGGGUUUCAAGCAUGGCUCAUGUGUUUUGUGUUUGUGUUGUGCGGGUUGGUGCUUGGAUGUUGCCUGAUUCCAUUAUUUGUGAACUAUUUCAAGGAUGCCUAUCACACUUGUCCUCGCUGUCAACGAGUUCUGCAUAUACACAGGAAGACAUGUUGUACAUGAACACACAAGCUAAACUACCUAUAGUUUGUGUUUUUUCACCUUAACAGAAGAUUGCAGUAAAAUGUGUGCAUACCUGUCUUGACGUAGGUCAGCAUAACUUUAAAAUAUACCCGUAUACAGUAUGUUUUAAUGUAAUGUUAGUUCCUGUCAUGUGAAAUUAAUUUUUUAAUCUAUAUUUAAAUCAUGUUUUGUAACUAUCAUCUCAAAUAAAUGUUUUCUGUGGCAAAUGUUACUUCAUGUUUGUCUCCAUAAAAGCAGACCACACAACAGAUAAACAUACUAAGCAUGGACACAAGCAAUUGUGUAUAGUUUGUCCUAAACAAAUGUCUGCAGAUGAAAUUUGCAUUUCAGCAGCUAUCUUUUCCAUCCCCUGAUAAAGACCAUGAUGCCGCCACGAGAUACUGUCAAAUGCUGUGGGAAAAGCUAGUAAUUGGACGUUGACUCGUCAAACAACUAAUAUUCAAGGUCAAUAAUGAAGUUUCAUGCUUAAGUUAGGCUUGGUUUCCACAUAUCUUCAUUUCCACUACAGGGCUCAGUACCUAUACCAAUUCCCACCUUACUUUCUCUCAUCAAUACAGCCUGUGUGGAUUAAGCCUGCAUGUGCACAUGUAGUGUGCGUAGUAAACGUGUCCUCACUGACACCAGAGGAUUAAAAGUGAGUUUAUUUUAGAUCUUUGAGCUUCGGAGCAUUUCAGAUGCAGCAAAACCCUUUAUUUCCCUCUCCUGAGGUUGUACACUCCCUUUUAAAGCGUGCUAUGCCACGCCUUCCUGCCACUCAGGCAUUUGAUUCUGUGAGGAUGUCUGCUGUUCCAGGGUAGAUGAGCUCUGGUGGAUCCCUGCAGCAACACACUGCUGACCCCUGCAUGGCUGAGGAUGCAUCGGUUUCCUCCUUACUACCCUCGUCUUUUUUCAUCCAGCGCUUCAAAUGCAAAACUGAACUCUUCUUCUACUUGAUCCUGUGUGUUGCCAAAAUGCCAUUCAUACCACCUGUGUCGAUUGUACGCUCUGUGUCAGGAUUGACCGGGAAGGAGAGACCUUUCAACAGCACUUCAUCUACAACUGCUGUGGCCAAGACGAAGGUCCAAAGAGAAGACAAAGGCAGCUCAGUGAAGCAGCGGCUGGCUUCGAACCUCAAGCAGCUGGGGAAGAAGAGCCAACCCAGGAGUCAUCUGCCAACUGCCAAAGGAGUGUCAGGGACAGAGCUGCUUGCAAAGAGAAGGGACCGAUUGUUGCCUUCAUCACAAUCGGGCAGCUUCGCUGCUUCCAGCUCGGGCGAGUCCCUGUCUAAAACACAGCAGCACAAAAAUGCAAGCCAGAGCUCUCUAAAGAGUGAACCAGAGGUGAAGACGAGGGCCAGGCAUCAGGAGGAGGCCCGUUUCACACUGACUCUCACACCUGAGGCUGUUCUGCUCCUGCAAAAGAGGAACAGUGAGAGACGACAUUCAGCGUCUAGACAUGCUGGAAGCGGAGGUGGUGUUUCUGGAAGCACCUCGGACUCCAGACGCAGGAGGGAAAGUAUCUCUAAAAGGCAUCAACCAGCAACACAGAGACGCGGCGCUCCAAACAACAGAGUCGCUGCUCAAACCAACAGUGAUGCUGAACUCUUAGACAUAAGCUCAAUUGUGAAAAUCUCACUUCUAAACGAGCAACAUAAGUAUGAUGAUGUGGAGUAUGAGGAAGAGGAGGACUAUGGUGUGGAUGAGCGUGUGGUGCUGAAAUGUACAGAGUGGCUCCGUGGGUUGGAAAACACACCAGUAACAGUGAGAAACAGCCUGACUAAGAGUGCAAGCUCUGUGAAAAGUUUCUAGAGGUGAAACGCUUAAUUGAGGUGUUAUCUUGUCCAAUCUGAGAUUGAACUGCAGUUCUUGUUUGUGUUGGAUAGUUGCAAUUUGAAGAUGUGCUUGUGUUAUGUAUCCCCUGGUACUCUGUGUUUGUCUUGUGAAUGCAUCUAGGAUCAGUAUGAAAACUGUAUGAUUUUUCUGAGCCCAGUCCUGCUAAGAUAUUCAUCCAUUGUGACAGUGUUAAAGUUUUUAUGAAACUGACAGGGAAUUUUGGCAUGUUCAUGAAAUGUUCUGUUUCAUUUGAUCCAUCUUCAGUCAGAGGGGAAGUAAAACUUAAGGCAUUCAUAUUUGCUCUGCACA
Messenger RNA from Micropterus salmoides (largemouth bass), 2861 nucleotides. RefSeq names its product proline-rich protein 18-like. The record is from RefSeq and is a predicted model, not a curated record. Bases 1539 to 2528 code for a protein of 329 amino acids. Lineage: Eukaryota; Metazoa; Chordata; Actinopteri; Centrarchiformes; Centrarchidae. The transcript is spliced from 5 exons.